Molecule: messenger RNA, 1149 nt
Organism: Cercocebus atys (sooty mangabey)
Lineage: Eukaryota; Metazoa; Chordata; Mammalia; Primates; Cercopithecidae
Gene: BCAS4
Product: breast carcinoma amplified sequence 4
Exons: 4
Coding region: 38-577 (179 amino acids)
Cellular component (GO): BLOC-1 complex
Source: RefSeq, a predicted model, not a curated record
CGCACCUGCCCCGCCUCCGCCAGGCGGGCCGCGGAGCAUGCAGCGGACCGGGGGCGGGGCUCCGAGGCCCGGGCGCAACCACGGGCUCCCAGGCAGCCUCCGCCAACCCGACCCCGCCGCCCUCCUGAUGCUGCUCGUGAACGCCGAUCGGCCGGAGCCCGUGCGCAGCGGAGCGCGGGAGCUCGCGCUCUUCCUGACCCCCGAGCCUGGGGCCGAGAUCAGGAGUGAUACGUCACAGAUCCUGGAGGAAAACAUCCCAGUCCUUAAGGCCAAACUGACAGAAAUGCGUGGUGUCUACGCCAAAGUGGACCGGCUAGAGGCCUUCGUCAAGAUGGUCGGACACCAUGUCGCCUUCCUGGAAGCGGACGUGCUUCAGGCUGAGCGGGACCAUGGGGCCUUCCCGCAGGCCCUGCGGAGGUGGCUGGGAUCCGCAGGGCUCCCCUCCUUCAGGAACAAGUCGCCUGCACCAGUACCCGUGACGUAUGAGCUGCCCACACUGUACAGGACGGAGGACUAUUUUCCUGCGGACGCCAGGGAGGCACAGCACCACCCCCGCACCUGCCCUCGGCCUCUGUGAGCUUUGUGGUCUUCCCAUCAGGAAUGCUGGAAAAGUGAUAUUGUGUACAUGCUGCAGCUUGGGGGGUUUUUUCUUUGUAUUGCUGUUUAUUUUAUAUUUUAAAGAGAUUUUUUAAAAUGUCGAGAUGGGCUCUCACUAUGUUAUCCAGGCUGAUCUCAAACUCCUGGGCUCAAGUGAUCCACCCGCCUUGGCCUUUCAACGUGGUGGGAUCACGGGCAGCAGCCUCCGCGCCCAGGCUGCUGCCAUUUUCAGAUUUCCUCCCUGCCUCAUGUGAGACUACAGGGUUUGGAGAAGCAGUUGGAACCCACGUGUGAUGCCUCCACGUUGGCCUGCCUGGGGUUCUACAGGGGUUGAGGGGCCAGGCCUGGCCGGGGCUGAUGGACAGUGGGGACUUUCCUUCUCUCCAUGAUGGCUUUGCAGCGGCUCCAUGGUCCUCUCUGUGAUGGGGUUUUGCACGGGGUGCGCUCUGCCACUGUGGUGGGUGGAUGGGUGGAUGGGUGCUGGUUGUGUUGCCUCUAGACCUCGGUGCCCACAGCCUUGAGGAUCCUUCCAAUAAAGGUGUCGAGAGCUCA